Molecule: messenger RNA, 2179 nt
Organism: Thunnus maccoyii (southern bluefin tuna)
Lineage: Eukaryota; Metazoa; Chordata; Actinopteri; Scombriformes; Scombridae
Product: homeodomain-interacting protein kinase 1-like
Exons: 15
Coding region: 309-1931 (540 amino acids)
Biological process (GO): smoothened signaling pathway; intrinsic apoptotic signaling pathway in response to DNA damage by p53 class mediator; peptidyl-serine phosphorylation
Cellular component (GO): nucleus; cytoplasm; PML body
Molecular function (GO): transcription coactivator activity; ATP binding; transcription corepressor activity
Source: RefSeq, a predicted model, not a curated record
CAGGCCGCAGGACCUCAGACACCUGAGGAAUACUGGGGGAAAUAUCAUCAGCCUCACAUUGACCACAGGAAGUACAAAUAUCCCUGAAACAGAUUCAUCGGGAGGAUAGAUGCGAUGAAGCCGAUGAUUGGGAGAAAUGUACUGAGCUUUUGAAGGCCAUAAGAUGGAACCCAGCUGAAAACAGCUCAUCUAGUGGCUAGCAAAAGUUUGAGUGGUUGAAAGGACACCAACACUCGAAUUAUCAAGUAAGCGAUCGUAAGAAGAGGACUUUAAAUCGACCACUGUGAUACAGCUUUCUGAGAAAAAAAAUGGCAGAAAGAAUAUUGACGACAAUCUCAUCCAUUACCCGUAAUAAGGACCCCUUCGAACUCCCCGGAAAAUAUAAGUUCCUGAGGGUUCUGGGACAAGGCGGCUUUGGACUGGUGCUGAAAUGUCUUAAGAAAGACACGAAAGACAUUGUGGCUGUUAAGCUCCCCAAACACGACCACAACGAUUCUGACAUCAGGGAGUUUUCUAUGCUGCAGAACCUGAUGCACCACAACUUGGACAAAUGCAACAUUGUCAAGUUUUAUGAUUGGUUUGAGGUGAGAAAUGGAAAGGCGCUGGUCUUCGAGUCGUUGGACAUCAGCCUAGACGAGUACAUUCACUAUAAUCACCCAUUAUGUCUGAGUAAAAUCAGACUCAUCACCCAACAGUUGGCCACAGCAUUCGAUGCACUCAAGAGAAUCAGAGUGAUCCAUACCGAUGUCAAACCAGACAAUAUUAUGGUGGUGAAUCGCUGGACCAAUCCCAUCAGAGUCAAGCUGAUAGACUUCGGCUUGGCCAUCCCUGCAACUCAAACCAGGACGGGCAUGAGAUUGCAGACAGUUUUCUUCAGGGCUCCGGAAAUCAUUUUGGGCCUUCCGUUUUCGGAGGCCAUCGAUAUGUGGUCCCUGGGAGGUGUGCUGGCUGCCAUGAUCCUGGGCUAUAUACUGUUUCCUGGAAAAGAUGAAUAUGAAGCACUGCGAUUCAUGACUCAACUCCUGGGUCAGCCGGCGGACGAUCUUCUGAGGAAGGGAAGGAAAACAGACUUUUUUUUCAAUAAGACUGACACCAACAGCUGGAGGCUAAUGACACCUGAGGAGUACUGGGGGAAGGAUUCUCAGUCUUACGUAGACCGCAGGAUGUACAAAUAUGCCUCUCUGGAUUACCUGAAACAGAUUCGUCGGGAGGAUAAAUUGGAUGAAGCUGCGGAACGGGAGAAAUGCAUUGAGCUUUUGAAGGGCAUGCUCAAAAUAGAUGAGGCUGAGAGGAUUACCCCCAGUGAAGUCCUCACCCAUCCCUUCAUUGCACAGGGCUGCAACAACUCUUGCAAUGAAGCUCCAGAGGCAGCAGCUGCUCAACCCAGCCAGACCCAGACCCAGACCCAGACCGAGUCCGAAGUGCCAACAGAGAGGACCACAGCAGAUGAGAGCACACGUGGAGCCCUCAGUUUAACUUCCACGCAGCGGCCGUUGAGUCAGGAGAGCGCAAUCAGUGAGGUGCUAUCUUCAACCAGUGAGCACCCUGUUUGCGUCCCUCCUGCCCCAUCUCUGAUGGAUGAAGCCACUAGCAUCCACCCAGACCACCACAGUCGCUCUCCAAAAAUUUCACGGACGGUUGCCAUUAUUGUUCGUCCCGCCACAGCCGAGAACACCGUGACACUGGAGAGUGAGGAGAGUGACACCAGUUCGCAGUCUUGGAUGUCAGAGUCUUCACUGGAAGUCAGUGACAGUGACAGUGAGAUGUCUUGGACAUCUGAGGACUCCACCUCAUCUGAUGACUCCGGGACCACAGAGGAGGAAGACAAAAAGAUGAAGAAGAAGAAGAAGAAGAACUGCUUCCGGCGCUUCUUCUCCUGGAUGAAGAAAAACUUUUGCUGCUGCUGCACCGGUGUCCAAGAGGACGAUUAAGGUAAGAAGGGAGGAUCUGUGAAGGUUUUUAUAGCAUGAUUUUCUAUAAAAAUCUUCACAGAUCUUCAAAGUAAGUUGGACACUCUAAAUUGCAUAGGAAGUAUUCAGUGAAGAAAAUACUGACAUGUAAUUUUACAAAUGUGUCUCGUGGCUUUUAUGGUGGCUUUCAUCAUCUUCCAGAUUUGGUCCAGGGGGCAGACACCCUCUCUACGUUUAAGAGUAGGCAUAAAACUUUCCUUUUUGACAAA